This is a messenger RNA of Tetrahymena thermophila SB210, 1692 nucleotides long. RefSeq lists its product as hypothetical. The transcript is spliced from 3 exons. NCBI's taxonomy places the organism in Eukaryota, Ciliophora, Oligohymenophorea, Hymenostomatida, Tetrahymenidae. The record is from RefSeq and is a predicted model, not a curated record.
AUGGUAGAUACAUUUUCAAAUAACUAGUCCUCUAUGGGACUAAGCAAAAAAUUCGGAACGACUACGAAUUAUAAUUUACUUUCUAACAUCCCUAGGGCAGUUAUAUUGCAGAUUAAGAAUGAUGGAAAUCUUUUUAGAUAAAGAGCUGUUAAGUUUAGUUAGGAAUUAUGGAAAACAAUGAGAAAGAGCGAUUUUACUUCCAAUCGCUAACUUGGUAUUAAAUUAAUUGAGUAAAUCUAUGAAAAACACAAGGAAGAUAUCAUUGAAUAAUUUUAGAUCAACUCUCCUAAUGAGUUUCUCAAUAUAUUCGAUUCAGAUAAUGAUGGAUUUUUGAAUGAAGAUGAGUAGAUAUUAGUUUUCUCUACACUUAAGGAAAAAAUGCAGCAUACUGCAAAUAGUUUACUUAAGAUUUAGGAAUACUCUGAGUUUAAGCUUCUGAUGAAGGAGCUCAGAGAAAUCGAAAUUUUAAUUGCUGAGUAUUAAGAUCAAUUGAGACAACAAAUUUAUAAUAAUGAAUUAAAUCUCUAUUAAUAAAUUGGUGAAGAGAGACUCGAUGAUUUCUAUGAUUCUUAUUAUGAUGAGUUUGGAAAACUUGAAGAAUAUAAAGCACAGAGAAGAGCAGAAUUGUAGCUGAAGUAGGUAGAAGAGAGAAAUAUGCUGGAAGAUAAACUUGGGAAAGCAGUAGAACUUGUAAAAAUUAAACCUAAAAAGAAACUAAAAGAGUAUUAGAUUCAAGAAAAAUUAGUCUCUUUAGAUGAAAGGGUUGAAGAAGCUUUAGAUUUCAGAAAAGAGUUAAAGGAUUUGGAAGCUAAGGAACAAGAAAGAGUAGAAAAACUAUAAAUUGAAAGAGCUGAAAAGUAGAGAUCGAAUCUUUAAGAAAAGCAUAAAAAAGAAAGACAAUAGCUUGAAGGUAAGCUUUAAGAGGCACAAUUCAAGUUAAUUAUAAAAAUGAAGAAAGAUUUUAAUACUCUCAGUAAAAAAAACCAUCUUCACGAGCAUGAAAUAAAAAGAAUUUAAGGAUUAACUUCUAAAGGUGCUAUGAAAGAUGGACUAAAUCAAGGAGAACUUAUGAGAACUAAGAAUAAAUCAAGAUAGCAAAAUAACAUAAUUAUGGAAAGUAAAAAAAUCACAUCUAAUUUUAAUUCUUUGCAAUCUUCUGAAGAUUAAAACCCUCUCUUUAGAGGCAGAGUCACUCAUGGUGGAGGAGCAACUACAGGAGCAGGAACAAUCAACCCAUUUUAAGGAGUUGCAAGAAGCACUGUAAGAGGCCAUUCCACCUCUGGAGGAAGCUAAAAUUAAGUUGGAACUAUGAAUACUAAUGUUUCCUUAUUGAAUACAAAUGUGGUUUCUCCUAAACAUCAAUUUUCUUCUAAUUAAUAAUACUUGUAGCACAUUAUAAAACACGGAGAUAUAGUUAAUUUUUACAUCAAAAAGAAAUGGGGAGCUGACUUACCCGUUAAUCAUAAAUAAGAGCCACAUAAUAAUGGAAAAGCUAUUCCAAACCAUGAAAAAAUUGAAAGAAUUCUCAUGGCCAAAAAGAAAAGUAAGCUCGAUAUUCUUCCUUCUUUAACAGAUCUUUAUGACGAAGAACUCAAUUUAAGGGCAUUUAAUGAAACCAAUAGGUCAGAAGAAGAAAUAAAAAAAGAGAAGUUAAAGAAGAGACAAUAUAUCAACGAAAUGCUUUCACUUUGA